Messenger RNA from Puntigrus tetrazona (Sumatra barb), 5991 nucleotides. RefSeq lists its product as uncharacterized. NCBI's taxonomy places the organism in Eukaryota, Metazoa, Chordata, Actinopteri, Cypriniformes, Cyprinidae. The record is from RefSeq and is a predicted model, not a curated record. The transcript has 2 exons. Bases 689 to 3769 code for a protein of 1026 amino acids. Gene Ontology annotation, biological process: mRNA stabilization. Gene Ontology annotation, molecular function: poly(A) RNA polymerase activity; RNA binding.
GUCACUGAGCGGCUGAUAUAACACAGCACUGCGGAGCAUCUCUGAGCUCAGGCGGGAUUCAUAUCAAACUAUCUACGAGCUGGCGAUCGUCUGCAUUUUAGCCCAAGUCAAAUAAAGUGGGAAAGUCAUUUUUUUUAUUGCAGUAGAAUCGGUGGCUUUGUGGGUCAAAGAUAUCGCCUUUCUCCUCCAAAUUCCCUAAUCAUUUUGUAAGAACCGCAGUCUUAUGAGUGCGAUCUUCUCUGGAUGCGCACACGUCAGUCAGGCUGGAGAAAUGAUUAUUCACGUCUCACUUAGAAACGAGUUAUUAUUCUGAAAUGCUUUUUUGCACAGGCCUUCAAUGACGCUCAGCUGCUUUCGUUUAAUGCGCCUUUUCGCCGUCUCGAACGCGGUAAUAACACGCGCGUGCGCGCGCACUUGACACCUGUUAGCUCGCGUCGCGCGCGCUUCUGACGCGUGCCAUUGUUGUGACUCGCGCUACGUGGACUACCUCAAAACUCUGACGCCAGGUCGCCAUGGAAACUGCUUUAAGCUGCGGCUCCGAGAGAGCAGAAGGUGUGGGAUAUUUAAGAGUUUGAGAGCCGCGAUCCGCCUGAAGAGCGAGCGGCUCCCGCAGCACUGCCCAGCGUCGGAUUACUCCUGGACAUCGCCACCAUUCUGCUCAUCCAGCGAUCUUGUGAACAUAAUAGAGAUGGAAGAUGAUCGCCGGUUUCACAAACUGACACAAGAACAGGUGGAGACUUUGGAUCAAGUUCUUACAGAGGUCAUUCCCAUUCAUGGUAGGGGUAAUUUCCCAACCCUUGAAAUCAAACCUAAAGACAUAAUCCAUGUGGUCAGAGACAGACUGAUUUUGAAGAAGAUCAAGGUGAGAGAUGUCCGUCUGAAUGGCUCGACAGCCAGUCAUGUGCUUGUCAAAGAGAAUGGCACCAGCUACAAAGACUUGGAUAUCAUCUUUGGUGUAGAGCUUCCCAAACCAGAGGACUUCCAGAUCAUCAAGGAGGUAGUUUUGGGAUGUCUGCUGGACUUUCUACCUAAAGGUGUCAACAAAGAUAAGAUUACAGCUCUCACCAUGAAAGAGGCAUAUGUGCAAAAAAUGGUUAAGGUCUUCACUGAACAUGACCGUUGGAGCCUUAUCUCCCUUUCAAACAACAGCGGUAAGAACGUGGAGCUCAAGUUUGUCAACUCUCUACGACGCCAGUUUGAAUUCAGUGUGGAUUCUUUUCAGAUUAUCCUAGACAGUAUGCUACAAUCUUAUUUGGAAGCAGAAAGGAGGAAGAUUGUGGAAGGGCAAGAGGGCCAAGGCUCUACUUCAGCUCAAAGUCAAGGAAUUCAGACAGCCCUAACGGAUGAACCUCAGCUCAGCUCUUGUGACACAGGGCAUGACCAGGAAAGUGACAUCGACAUGUCCUGCAAAACUGAUGAUAUUCAAACUCUUUGUGACUCUCAGUGUUGUUGUGCAGCUAGUCAGAAAGAGCAGUCUAAAUAUUCAGAACAAGAACCAACACAUGAAACAGACAAAGAUGUUGAAACAGACAUGGUUCAAACCACAACUACGCCUGUCUCUUUGGAGCAAGUAUCAGAGCACUCUGUGAUGGUGCAUGUGGAGGAAAAGAAUGAGCUUCACGAAAAUGUGUCUUUGCAAACUGAGACACUGCUCGAAGAAAAUACAAAUGAAACUGGAAUGGAUUCAGAAAAGGGAGAUGAACUAGUUGGGGUAAAAACUAUAUCUGUUAAAGAAACAAAUCCCAAUGUUAAAACAUGCAUUCAUGAAACAGAUUCUGACAAAACAGAAUACAUGUUAGACAUAGAGCCAGUUAAAUCCCAACCAUGGCUCGAAAUGGUACACACAGACUUUUCUUGUCUUUCAAAAACAGGGACCUUUGGUGAGCGGUGCACGUUCCAACCUGCUCCUAUUACAUUUCUCACACAAUCAGCACUAGACUCAUAUGCGGAGUAUCCUUUACCACCCCCGGCCAAGAAAAACAGCCAAAAUUCACAAAUGGUUGUUCUCAAGCAUUCCUCGCCCAAACCUCCUCGGAAAAUGUCCAAAAAGAUAACUCUUGUAACGAGUUCACCAGAAAAAUCAGUGUCAAAUAAUUCAGAUGUUAAUACUUGUCAGGUUUUGCAUCCACCUAAAGCUUACCCAAAAGAAUCAUUACCUAUGCAGGUUAAAAUGUCAGGUCUUACCACAAAAAGCUUUGAAUUAUCCAGUGCCUCAGAAAAUGACUCUAAAGAGUCUAAAGAACUAGCCAGUUGUACUGGAGCUUUCACUGUUGGAGCUCCAGAGAAUGGUAUGCAUUCAGAAAAGACAUUGUACACGAGUCUAUCGCCAGAGGAAAGCCUUCAAAGUCAAGUGCAAACUUCAGAACCAGAAACUGGUGAAGCAACUCACGUCACUAUUCUAAUUCCUAAGUCCAAUCCCAGUUAUCUCCCCAAAGAUCAAAACAGGAUAAACCAGCCUUUUAAUGAGAGUGUUCAGACAGCACAGUGUCAGGCAGUGGUACCUCUUAUUAAUGUGAAUUCUGAGCCUUUACUUCAGGCAAAUGACAGUUAUGACCUCAAUUCAGCCUCUCCCAAAAAGAAAGAUAGUGAACCUUGUGCUCAUGUUGAAGAUGCCACAUCACCAAAUUAUCUCAUUGAACCCUCAGAAUCAGUCACUAUGGCAACAAAUUGUGCCUCUCAAAUUUUAAAACCACUGUCGGCAGACCUUACUAUUGACUCACAAGCAGUAGGGACUAAUUCUUCAGGUGUUACAUCACCUCAAGUUCACAACUACCCCAUGUCCACUCUGCAGACUCAGGAACUUCUUGUGCCAAGUCCACAGACUAAAGAACCUCCAGAACUAUUAUCACUUGUCUCCUUACCACAAGUUCAAUGCCUCACAGUUUCAGCACCACAUUUUUCGAAGCCACUAGAACCUUCCAUAUCCUCAACAGCAAAUCUUGAAUCUCCAAGAAUCUCAGAAGGUCUUUUAGAACCAUCUGUUAUGUCUCUAGAUGUCAUAGACCCCUCUGACGUAUUCUGCGAGGUCACAGAACCAUCUAAAGUACUUUCACAGGAUUUGAAAUCCUCUGAAGCAUCGACGUCACAUACAUUAGAAACGUCUAUGUCAUCGGUGAGUGAGGAGGUGGUUUCCAAGAUAUCAGAAGCAUCAUCUUUAGACAUUAAUGAGCCUAGGAGCCCUUCAAAAGAGCUGCCUUGCAUUACAGUGUUGGCUGAGAGCAUGUAUGGUGACUUUGAGCAGGCUAUGGACCACUUACGUUACCGGCUAAUAGCGACACGCAACCCUGAAGAGAUCAGGGGUGGAGGCCUGCUCAAGUACAGUAAUCUGCUUGUCCGGGACUUCAAACCUGCCUGUGAAACAGAAAUUAAGACUCUUGAGCGCUACAUGUGUUCACGUUUUUUUAUUGACUUCCCUGAUGUGAAUGAGCAGCAGCGCAAAAUUGAGUCAUACCUGCGCAACCACUUUAUCGGAGAGGAGAAAAGUAAAUACGAUUACUUGAUGACCCUUCGGAGAGUGGUCAAUGAGAGCACUGUGUGCUUGAUGGGGCAUGAACGCCGUCAGACUCUCAAUAUGAUUACCAUUCUAGCACUUAAAGUCCUGGGUGAGCAGAACAUCAUUCCCAAUGCCAAUAAUGUUACCUGCUACUACCAACCUGCACCGUACAUGACAGACCACAGCUUCAGUAACUACUACAUUUCAAAUGGCCAGUCCCCGCUGAUAUACCACCCCUAUCCACUACACAUACACAUGCAGUCUGGAUUAGUUUAGGUCUAAGUACAUGAUCUAUGUAGAUGGGAAAAUGCACAGGGAAAUCUCUGAAUCUCGCAGCCUAAAAUAUCCACCACACAUGAUCUACCCUUACGCAUGUGUCCCAAUAUUUUAACUGAACAAAAACCAGUUAAGUACCUAAGUGUUGGAGAACAGUCUGUGUCAGUUAUGAUCUGGUGAGAACUGCACAUACAAACCAUAUGUAUAUGAAAGUUAAAGCAAAUGUGUCACAUGCUUUUAAUUGAAGAAGACAAUGACAAGAUAAUUGGCUUUAAAACAGGAAGACGGAAAAAGACUGCAAUAUAUAGUGACUACUAAAACAUUAUGAGGGAAAAACUUGACUAGGCAUGUUCUUUUCUUAGUCGCUGGAAGGUCCUGUUGUAACAAGCAAACAAAACGCUAGAAAAGGUAAAUGCUUUUGAUAGAAACACUAUUUUCAAUGAUUUAAUGCUUUAUUGGCAUGACAAAAAAGUGCAAGAGAAAUAAUCAGCAUGCAGCCAACGCUUUAUUACAUAGUAAGGUACUUUUGUUGUCUGAAACAAUUAAACUGAUUGUUCCCGUCUUGUUAUGCUCUAAGAAAGUUUGGUAAGGUCAGUGUUCCAUUCCUUUUUUUCUGAUUUCUGUUUGAAUUACGUAUUUAAUAUGUUGUGAUACUUCUUAGUACAUCUACUGGGUAUGUGUAUCAUUUAUUUAUAGUGUAUGCUUAUUAGUAGAUUAUGAAUGAGGAUGCCAGGGAUGUCCAGUCGUUUUCCUGGAGGACCACUGUCCCGCAGCGUUUAGUGAUCCUGAAGAUCUUGACUGAGUGGUUCAGGUGUGUUUAAUUACGACUUGUGCUGAAAAAAUGGCCUUCCAGGAACAGGACUGGAAAGCCUUGAUGCAUUCGGUAGAGAAAAAAAACAAAACAAAUGAGAGGUUUCAGGAAAAACUAUCUAGUGAUCUGCAAUGUCUGUUUGAACAAAUCUACACUACGGAAUGCAUUCAUUUAAUGUGAACAGAUCUCAAAUUUAACAGAGUGAGGUACAAAGAUCACUACCAAACUUGAACAGAUCCAAAAAACAAAACCAACCAAGCAACUACAAAAGAUGAAGGAAUAAGGACGUUUGCUGGUGUCUUUUGUGUAUCUAUGGUGCACAAUGUUGAUUUCACACAGAGAGUAACAAGCAGUCUUCUUUAGUUUUCUCUUCUUAUACUGUAAAUGUAGCCUCAAACAAUCCAUGUGAGGACAUUAAAUGAUGUUAUUUAAUAUUUAUUUGUAUUUAACAGAACCAUUAGUGGUGCUGAAGACUUAAAUACAUUUCCACCCUUUUUUUACAUCUUUGUGACAAAAAUGCAUAUAUUUUUCCAAGAAUUUAUGUGUAGAACUGUAUUAUAGCCUACAUUAAAGAUUGCACCAGCCACACAUACAGUACUAUACACAGAUAAACAUGAAUAGAAACUAUAAAGUCAGGACCAAAAUCAUAAACGUGUGUGUUGUUGGACAUCGAUAUGGCAUGAAGAUUACUGAAUUGUUAUUUUCAGUUGAUUGAUUAUUAUAACGAAAUUUAUUAAAGUGAUUUGCCUAAAUCAUACAUUUUUCACAAGCAAGAGAAAAUAUACACGACUUGUAUGACAUGGUGGCUUCACUGAAAUUGUAUAAAGAAAUUUUAUUUUUAGGUUAUGUUGAUCACAUAGUGAAAGUAUUAGCAAAUGUUUGAGCUUGACCUUAAUAAAAUGCAAAGAUUUCCUAGAUCUCACAGAGAUCUCAUCACUGGUAUAGUUAUUCAAACUUGUGGAGUUACUUUUUCCUGUGCAGACCUACAGUUUUUGUAAAGUAUUGGCUUGAUUGUAUGAUGAUUUAACAUUCUGUUAUACCUUUAUGUAAUCGUCUACCUAUGAAAUACAGCCAAAACCUGUAGUAACACUGUGCUUAGAAAUAGGUUUAGACUGAAAUUGUUUACCAAGAUGAUGUACACCCAUCAUGAAAUACUUAAAACAGUUUAUAUGACCAAAAUUAUUUUUGCAGGAAAACAUCAGUGCCUAAAUGAGCAGGAGAACGCUGUAAAGAAGGUGACAGAAAGGACAACGCUCCUGCAAAUGCAGCAGUCACUUUUUCUUUUUCUUUUCAGGUGUACAUGAUCUCCUCUUCUCAUGCUAUUUGUGUUGAUGUCAGAUGUACUUCUGUGCUGUGGCUAGUUUUGUUCAUUUAAUAAAAAGGUUAGAAAAAGAAUAGACCCUCUUCAUUU